Molecule: messenger RNA, 1188 nt
Organism: Girardinichthys multiradiatus
Lineage: Eukaryota; Metazoa; Chordata; Actinopteri; Cyprinodontiformes; Goodeidae
Product: serine/threonine-protein kinase Chk1-like
Exons: 8
Coding region: 170-925 (251 amino acids)
Biological process (GO): protein phosphorylation
Molecular function (GO): protein kinase activity; ATP binding
Source: RefSeq, a predicted model, not a curated record
GUGCUGGUCUGGCGGAAAUGACGAAGCUUAGCGGAAGUUGUCUCCAGUAAAACAACAAGGCGCCAAAUUUACGCCAGAAUCUUCAAGCUCAGACACAUGACAGAGUAAUUUUAGUCUUUUGCGAAUCACCUCAUGCGGAAACCGCAGCUGUAGAGCAAAGCUGUGCAGCAUGGCGGUGCCUUUUGUGCAGGAUUGGGACGUCGUUCAGACUCUAGGGGAAGGAGCCUACGGAGAAGUGAGGUUGUUGGUCAACAGACAGACCGAGGAGGCGGUGGCAGUGAAGGUGAUUGAUGCCUCUCAGGCUAAAGAGUGUGCAGACAAUGUCAAAAAGGAGAUCUGCAUCCAUAAGGUCUCUGUAGGGUGUCAGAGAUCAGGAUCAAACAAACUUGUUCGAACGGAUUUGGAGCUUAAAUCAAGGACAAACAGUGAUGACAGGAUGCAGUUCUCCAGCUCACAGCCUGAUUUUGCUCCAGGCGGAUGGGAAGCCAUGUUGUUAAUCGGCCCAAAUGAAGGACAAGUCAGCUUCUCCCAGCCGACUAAACCUGAGCACAUGUUACUGGGUAGUCAGCUGCUGGCCACGCCGGGCGCCAGUCAGUCGCUGUGGCAAAGAUUAGUCCGGAGAAUGACUCGCUUCUUUACCAAUGUGAACGCCGACACCUCCUUGUCUGCCCUGAAAGACGUCUGUGACGGGAUGGCGCUCGCCUUCAAACUCACCUGUGCCCAACAGGUUACUGUGGCCACUCUGGACAAACGUAACAACAAGCUAAUCUUCAAAGUCUUUCUGCUGGAGAUGAAUCAGCGAGUGUUGCUGGAUUUCAGACUGUCUAAGGGUGACGGAUUGGAGUUCAAGCGUCUCUUUGUGAAGAUAAAGCAGAAGCUCGGUGAUGUGGUCAGCAGCCAGAAGAUUUUACUCCCCAUCAGUUAAUAAAGCUCAACAGAGAAAAGUACACACUGUCCUGAACUGUGGAGAGACAAACUGUAUAUAUUUACAUGUUGGUGUUGUUAACAUUUGUUUUUUUUUAAUAAUAUAUCUAGAUUUGAAAGAGCCUUCAAAGCAGGUCACAUCUUCUGUGUAGUUACAUGUCGGUUCCAGAGAUUUCCUCAUGAUUUUCAACAAGCUGCUGUUUGUUGAGUUCUGAUAAUGUUUGAUAUGUUAAAGUUCAAAGCUGAAUAAAUUAAUAAAACCAU